AUGGACUCGCCAUCAAAACAACCCGCAUCGUUUGCAUGCGUGGUCUGUCACAACCGGAAGGUCAAAUGCGAUAAAAAAGACCCCCGUACUCCCUGUUCAAAUUGCGCAAGGGCAAAUGUGGAAUGCAUCUACCGUGCUCCACCACCGCCUCGUCGCAAAAGGAAUCGAGAAACCAACGGGAGUGUAUCUCAAGAACGCGGAAAAUAUCUUAGACGCAGCACGGGAUUUGACGGAAAUCCCUCUGCCCCUCAGAAUCAUCACCCUACCAAGGGAGAUCAAGGAACUGAAGCAGGGAAAAGUGGAUCUGGGAGGAUGAUCAUGAAAGAUGGCAAUUCCAUCUAUCUCGACAAUGCAGAUUACUUUACCCAGGAUGUGAGCGACGAUUAUGCGAUACUCUCGACAUCUGCAACAAGAGACGUUCUUACGGAGCUCCACCCGAGCCCCCUGAAUAUCUUCAAGUUGUGGCAGGCAUUUCUCGAGAAUGUGAACCCACUCACUAAAAUUAUACACGCUCCAACUGUGCAACAACAAAUCUUGGACGCCAUGAGUGAUCUAUUAAAAGUAAGCCGGGAUGUCGAAGCAUUGAUGUUCGCGAUAUACUGCAUAGCAUUGGUCUCCUUGCAAGCGGAAGAUGUCGAAAAGUCAUUCGGAGAAAGCAAGAAAGCCCUCCUAUCAAAGUACAGACGAGGAGCCCAACUCGCUUUCAAAAAUGCAUCGCUUCUUCGUACAUCAAGCUCAGUUGUUCUCCAAGCGUUUAUGCUAUACCUACUUUGCAUGCGUUCGUUUUCUGAUCCACAUACUAUCUGGACAUUAUGUGGCAUUGCAGUAAGAGUUGCGCAACGAAUUGGAAUCCAUCGUGACGGAUCUGCACACGGACUUUCAGUAUUCGAAACUGAGAUGCGCCGUCGCAUCUGGUUCCAGCUCAUGAUCAUAGAUGCCACGUCUGCGCAGUUCUGUGGUGUAGCAUCAACACCGCUCCCAGCCACAAUUGAUGUCCAACCUCCAAUGAACGCAAAUGAUAGCGACCUCGAUCCUCGCAUGACCGAGCCAGCCUGUGAGAAGCAAGGGACGACAGAAAUGAUGUUUGUUCUGGCACGGAGUGCAUUUGGAAAAUGGCUCCUUCGUUUGUCAAACCAGGCUGAGAGUUCUAAUGUUGGGCCAUGGGCUUUCUUGUCAUCGUCAUCGAUGCCCUUGAGGGACAAGGACAAGACAAUUGAUGAACUUGAAGCACACAUGGAAGACAGGUUCCUUCGGCACUGUGAUCAAUCCAUCCCGCUACAUAUGGCGACGACAAUGAUGGUGCGUUCGGCUAUAUACUACACCCGGAUGAUGGCCCAUCAUCCUCGUCAAUACCAGUAUCGCAACCCCACUAUCUCCCAAGUAGAGAAAAACGUCAUCUUCGAGAAUUCCCUAAAGAUGAUAGAGUAUGCUGACUACGCCCAAAACGACCCAGUUGUACGGAAAUACUCGUGGCACACGGUGAAUCACAUGCCGUGGGACGCCAUAAUAUUCAUGCUCUCGGAGAUGCACCACCGGACUGAUCCCGAAGAGAAGAGCAAAGUCUGGCAAUUGAUUGGAACUGUGUACUCAGGGCAUAUCAGGACGAUGAGCAAGAACGGCCCAACGCCUCUCCACAUGGCCAUUCAAAACUUGAUUGUCAAGGCCUGGCGGACGUACAUCGAAGAGUGUAACCUCAACCACCGUACACCAACACCUUGUCCAACCAUCGUUGCAUCCUUGCUAGCCAAUGCAGCAGGAAUUUCUAGCCCGCAACAGGAAGAUGAAAACUUCCCAGCUGCCAAGCAUGGUGCUAGGCCACAAAGCCAACCUAGGUAUGACCGUUCUAGUUCGCAAUUUGGACCGGAGGCCGAAAACUUUUGUUUCCUCCUUGGUGAUAGCCCGCAGGAUUGGAAUGACUGGGACAAUCUUCUCAGUAACUUCCAAGGAUCUUUUACAGAUGAUGCGACAUAUCUGUCGUGA
Molecule: messenger RNA, 1980 nt
Organism: Penicillium egyptiacum
Lineage: Eukaryota; Fungi; Ascomycota; Eurotiomycetes; Eurotiales; Aspergillaceae
Source: the annotation of a GenBank genome assembly